UCGUCGUCGUCGUCGUCCUCCCCGUCGGCCAGCCCGGCCCUGCUGCUGCUGCAGCUGCUGCUGCCGGCGCCGGGGGUGUGGGCGCGGGGCCUGUCCCGGGGGGCGCCUCCCCCGCAGCCCCCGCAGCCCCCGCACCCGCCCAGCCCGCACCCCCCGACCGCCCCGCCCCUGGCCAUCCUGGGCCUGAUGCCCCUCACCCGGGAGGCGGCCAAGGGCGGCGUGGGCCGCGGGGUCCUGCCCGCCGUGGAGCUGGCCCUCGAGCAGAUCCGCCAUCAGGCCUUCCUGCAUCCCUACGCCCUCGACCUCAGGCUCUACGACACCGAGUGCGACAAUGCGAAAGGCCUGAAAGCCUUCUACGAUGCAAUAAAAUAUGGACCCAAUCACCUGCUGGUCUUCGGAGGAGUUUGUCCCUCGGUCACAUCCAUCAUAGCUGAGUCUCUCAAAGGAUGGAAUCUGGUGCAGCUUUCAUUUGCAGCCACGACACCGGUGCUGGCCGAUAAGAAAAAAUAUCCUUAUUUCUUUCGGACUGUACCGUCAGACAAUGCAGUGAAUCCUGCGAUUUUGAAGUUACUAAAAUAUUAUCAGUGGAAGAGAGUGGGAACGCUGACGCAAGAUGUACAAAGGUUCUCUGAGGUGAGAAAUGACCUGACUGGAGUCCUGUACGGCGAAGAUAUAGAGAUUUCAGACACCGAAAGUUUCUCCAACGAUCCGUGUACCAGUGUCAAAAAGCUGAAGGGCAAUGAUGUCCGAAUAAUUCUUGGCCAAUUUGACCAGAAUAUGGCGGCUAAAGUAUUCUGCUGUGCGUAUGAGGAGAAUAUGUACGGCAGCAAGUAUCAGUGGAUCAUCCCGGGUUGGUACGAGUCUUCCUGGUGGGAGAUGGUCUAUUCUGAUAUCAACUCGUCUCACUGCCUCAGCAAAAACCUCUUGGCUGCCAUGGAGGGUUACAUCGGCGUGGAUUUUGAGCCGCUCAGUUCGAAAGAGAAUAAGACCAUUUCAGGAAAGACUCCCCAGCAAUAUGAGAAGGAAUACAACGACAAGCGUUCGGAUGUCGGGCCCAGUAAAUUCCACGGUUACGCCUAUGAUGGCAUCUGGGUGAUUGCAGAAACGCUCAAGAGAGCCAUGGAAAAUCUCCGCUCUAACAACAGGCACCAGAGAAUUCAGGAUUUCAACUAUUCCGACCACAAACUGGGCAAGAUUUUUCUGGACGCCAUGAACGAAACGAACUUCUUUGGUGUCACAGGUCAAGUUGUGUUCAGGAAUGGGGAGAGGAUGGGCACCAUCAAAUUUACCCAAUUUCAAGACAGAAGGGAAGUAAAAGUGGGAGAAUACAACGCGGUCGCCGACACAUUGGAAAUAAUCAAUGACACCAUCAAGUUUCAAGGUUCGGAGCCUCCCAAAGAUAAAACGAUCAUCCAGGAGGAGCUACGGAAGAUCUCCUUGCCCCUCUACAGUAUCCUGUCGGCUCUCACGGUCCUGGGGAUGGUCAUGGCCAGCGCUUUUCUCUUCUUCAACAUCAAAAACAGAAAUCAGAAGCUAAUAAAGAUGUCUAGUCCCUACAUGAACAACCUCAUUAUCCUCGGGGGAAUGCUAUCCUAUGCGUCGAUCUUUCUUUUUGGCCUAGAUGGAUCCUUUGUCUCUGACAAGACAUUUGAGACACUCUGCACUGUCCGGACGUGGAUUCUCACAGUGGGUUACACCACUGCGUUCGGGGCGAUGUUUGCAAAGACCUGGCGCGUCCACGCGAUUUUCAAAAAUGUGAAAAUGAAGAAAAAGAUCAUUAAGGACCAAAAACUGCUUGUGAUCGUUGGCGGGAUGCUAUUGAUUGAUCUUUGCAUAUUGAUUUGCUGGCAGGUUGUGGAUCCUUUGAGGAGGACAGUGGAAGCCUACAACAUGGAGCCGGACCCCGCCGGGAGAGAUAUUUCCAUCCGGCCCAUUCUGGAGCACUGCGAGAACACCCACAUGACCAUCUGGCUUGGCAUCGUCUAUGCCUACAAAGGGCUUCUCAUGCUGUUCGGUUGCUUCUUAGCGUGGGAGACGAGAAACGUGAGCAUCCCCGCCCUCAACGACAGCAAGUAUAUCGGGAUGAGCGUGUACAACGUGGGGAUCAUGUGCAUCAUCGGGGCGGCCGUAUCCUUCCUCACCAGGGAUCAGCCCAACGUUCAGUUCUGCAUCGUGGCCCUGGUCAUUAUUUUCUGCAGUACAAUUACCCUCUGCCUCGUCUUCGUGCCGAAGCUCAUCACGCUGAGGACGAACCCGGAUGCAGCCACCCAGAACCGGCGCUUCCAGUUCACUCAGAACCAGAAGAAAGAAGACUCCAAAACAUCGACGUCCGUCACCAGCGUCAACCAAGCCAGCACAUCUCGCCUCGAAGGGCUCCAGUCGGAAAACCAUCGCCUCAGAAUGAAAAUCACAGAGCUGGAUAAGGAUUUAGAAGAAGUGACCAUGCAGCUCCAGGACACCCCGGAAAAGACCACCUACAUAAAACAGAAUCACUACCAGGAUAUCAACGACAUCCUAAGCAUCCGAAGCGACGGUGAAAAGGCUGUCACGAAAAAUCACCUCAGUCAAAACCCCCCGCCUGAAUGGACUCCGAGCGAACCCUCGCGAACGAGCAAAGACCCCAUAGAAGACAUCAACUCUCCCGAACACAUCCAGCGACGGCUGUCUCUCCAGCUCCCCAUCCUGCACCACGCCUACCUGCCGUCCAUAGGCGGGGUGGAUGCCAGCUGCGUCAGCCCGUGCGUCAGCCCCAGUGCCAGUCCCCGGCACAGACCCGUGCCGCCAUCGUUCCGCGUGAUGGUUUCGGGCCUGUAGACCUGGGAAAGCCGAGCUUCCGGCGCCGGCUCCACCCUCCGGGGCCGGACCGCCCGGCCCAGGACUCUGCUCCAAGAACGAACAUUUUGCUCUUUCCACGGAGACCCAAGUGCUGAGGCUCCCCAUCAUAGCACUUCCAGGGCGGAGGUCACGAUCGAGGGACACGGUGCCCGGGACUCGCCUCCAGCCUGCCUCACAGAGGUUUCCCGUCUUCACCGGGAGGAGGACCGGAACGUACCUCUUCCCAAAUAGCCACUACCAACCAGAAACUGCAGACUCUCUGGGAUAGGAAUAAGGCCGCGCUAAAGUUACCGAGCUUUAUUACACGGACUCAUAGGUUUCAGAAAACACGGUGGUAGGAACUGCACACUAUUUAUCGACCUAGGCACGCUUCCUUUAGACAGGAGCGGUGUCGAACCAUCGGAGGUCUUCUCCUUCGGAUAGUCUAGCUUCCCCACUUUGGUUUGGACCCCGAGGCGAUGCCCGACGAGAGGACGGGAUAUUUGAGAUCCAAUCCCCCCCCACGCCCCGGCCUUGAGCAAAACCCAGAUUCCCUCUCACCGCAAACCAUCCGGGGAAUGGCUAGUUGUGCUGGUUCUCUCUGUCCCUCCCCCUCUCCACCCCCAGCCCCACUCCAUCCCAGAAGACGACACGGGGCCCGGGACCGAGCUCCGGUACCGACUCGAAACCUGAAACUAAACCAACUGGCGUCUAGAACCGGACCCUCCGGAGGGCUCCCGGAUGGAGAAGCCGGGGGCUUUGAGGAGCGAAAGGCCCAACGAGGCACCAGGCGGGCCGCUUGUCGAUUGUCUUUUUCAGGUGCCACAUCGAUAACGAUAAAGCGCAUUUUUCGGACUCCGGGGGGCUUAGGGCACGGUAGCCCGCGGAGAGAUUCCGCGGCGUUCACGGAUGGUCUGUUAUUCACCGCUUCGGCUUCGUACUUCUGUGUGUUUUAGUUGGGCCGGGAAAACCACGGGUAUCGGCCGAGUCUCCCUCCAGGACUUCCAUUCCAAUCCUGGAGAAGAAGGAGCGGGGUGACCUUUUUUCCAAAUCCCGGAAGGGCUGUGGAACCGGCCCCCGGGUCUUCACCGACCCGAGCAGGCUUUACAGGAGUCGGUUCAGAGAUGUCGCUUGAGGCCGGCCGAGAUCCUAAGUAGGAGAAAGCUUUGUUCAGGGUCUCGCCUAGAGGACGAGGGUGACGCUUGUGAACGAAAUUCAGUUGGAUUCUGUUUCGGGAGCGUCGGAGAGACCAGAUUCCCUCCACUCGCAUCUAAUGGCGGAGAGGAGCUGAGGUCCUUGGGGUCUUUCCCGUGGCCGGCUCCCUCUUGGCGAGCCUCUGAACGUCCCCUGGUAGGUCAGUCGUGGGCUGGAGAAAUGGUUCAAGCCACACCAAUGCUUUGCUCGUGGACGGAAGACGACAACGGCAGCUUCAACAGGCGGGCAAUAACCUUUACCCUGAGCUAGAGCCGGCAGACGCCCGUGUCGACCAUCCUGGGAAUGAAACCCAUUUGAAUCUUCCGAACGGAGCAACCGAAAGUAUAUUCCAGAGGGGUGAUGGAGGCUCUGUAGCUUUUCCAUUAAAAAAAAAAAAAAAGCGGCCACCGCAGUGUAAGUUUAUUUCAGGGAGAGCGGAAACCAUUCCUCGGUUUGAGCACUAAAGACUAUGGCCGAAUUGUACUUUCCAAGCGCUUAGUCCAGUGCUCUGCACACAGUAAGCGCUCAGUAAAUUCGACUGAAUGAGUACUGUCCCUCACUGCGUGUUUCCAAUAAUCAAUGCUUUCUGAAUCUCAACGAGGCCAGAUUUGGUGUCGCAGCGAAAAGGACAAUUGUACAUAAUGUAUACACAGGAAAUCUCUGUAGAAAUAUUAUUCCAACAUAGCAGGAACAAACAAAAAUUCAAAAGUAUUGGACCGUUGGAGGUGACUGUGCGUGUGCGCGCGCGGGCGUGUGUGUGUCUGUGACUCUUUGUGACUAACGACUGUGUGCAAUCUGUUAGGUUUCAACCAUGCAGUACCUUCUCUGUCUUAAUGGAUCUGUAGUUUCUCCCUUUUUCCUUUCUCGACCUCCCGCAGGUACCAAGAUGCACUGAAGUGACUAGCUAGCGAACGGUUCUGUCCUUUCCUUCUGCAGCACAAUGUACUGUAACCCGGUGGGGAGGUUGUGCCCACGGCGUUUCCCAAGGGCAGCGACGCACAAACGCUUACACUAGGGCUGGAACCACUGGGCUCCCCGAAGUGAAGACUUUCGUUGUCCCCGUACACUGCAUGAUACCGAUUUUUAAGAAAUCGUCGCGGAUUUGUUUUUACGAAUAAAAUCCUGAAAACCGAA
This is a messenger RNA of Tachyglossus aculeatus (Australian echidna), 5142 nucleotides long. It is a transcript of the gene GABBR2, whose product is annotated as gamma-aminobutyric acid type B receptor subunit 2. Gene Ontology annotation, molecular function: G protein-coupled GABA receptor activity. Gene Ontology annotation, cellular component: G protein-coupled receptor heterodimeric complex; membrane. Lineage: Eukaryota; Metazoa; Chordata; Mammalia; Monotremata; Tachyglossidae. Gene Ontology annotation, biological process: G protein-coupled receptor signaling pathway; gamma-aminobutyric acid signaling pathway. The record is from RefSeq and is a predicted model, not a curated record. The annotation marks the transcript as partial. The transcript is spliced from 19 exons.